UUCUUUGAUUUGAUUUUUUCCCUCUUUGCGUGUGAUAUCAGUAUCGUCUUGAGUCUUGAGCGAUGGCUAUGGAGUGGUGGUCCGCGAUCAUAGCCGCUUUGGCCCUUGCAAAGUCGAUAGCUCUCAACUUGGUGAUUGCGAGGGUGGUGGGAUUUGUGUUCAGUUUGUGCCGCCUUCAUGUUUUUGUGAGGAGGAGAUUGGCAAAGCAGGGAAUUCUCGGCCCCAAGCCUUCAUGGCUCGCGGGAAAUGCAGUCGAGAUGAAGAGAUUGGUGGCCUCUGCGACGUCGGCUGAUAUGAAGAGCACCAGUAACGAUAUUUCUGCUCGGCUGCUACCUUUCCACCACAAACAUGCACAGACUUACGGGAAGAGAUUUCUAGCCUGGUCUGUGGGAUGGGAACCUUUCGUGAGCAUCUCAGAGCCAGAGCUGAUUCACGAGAUUUUAAAUUCGACCGAUUUCGAGAAAAGUGGAAUUCAAAACAGGUUUAUGAUGCCUCUGUUUGGCAGAGGACUUGCCAUGGCCACUGGAAAGGCUUGGGACCAUCAAAGGCGGCUUCUCAAUCCUGCUUUCUACGUCGAGAGAAUCAAGGGGUUCCUUCCAACGAUAAACUUUUGUGCGAGUGGCCUGGUGCAAGAGUGGAAAGGAUUGAUUCGCAGCAGCAGCUCGAACGUUGUGGAGGUCGACGUCCAUUCCGUGCUCACGUUGGUCACAGCGGACAUCAUUGCUAGGACGUCUUUUGGGCACGAGUUUACCCACAAAGAAGAAUACGUUCGCUUGGAAAGAGAGCUCGAGGUGUGCGUUUUGAAUCAACCGGCGUUUUGCUUGAUACCCGGCUACAGAUAUCUUCCUACUAAACAGAACAGGAAGCUGUGGGAAAUCACGCGAAAAAUUCGAAGCUACCUCUAUGAACUGAUUGACGCUCGGCUUGCCACCGGCAAAGAUCACUUUGGUGACGACAUCUUGGGCUUGCUACUGGCUGCUACGUUCUCGUCCUCGCCAUCCUCGACAAAGAAAGUACCUCCGAUGAGCAAGGACGUCCUGAUCGACGACUGCAAAACGUUGUUCUUCGCUGGAUACGAGUCAUCUGCUGAUCUCGUUACUUGGUCGAUGAUGCUCCUGGCUCUAAACCCGGAGUGGCAGGCGAGAGCCCGCAGUGAAGUCCUGCAGGUUCUUGACGGAUGCGAGGUCCUCACUUCCGAAAUGCUUCCAAAGCUCAAACUCAUUGGCAACAUUCUCUCGGAAACUCUACGCUUGUAUCCAGCCGCCGUGGCUAUCCGACGUAAAGCUGUCAAGGAUGUGGUGUUCACCAAGGGAAAGCUCGUCAUCCCCAAAGGAGUUUGUGCGGAAGUCCCCAUCUUGCGCGUCCAUCACGAUCCAGAACUCUGGGGAGACGAUGUGCUCGACUUUAAUCCGGACAGGUUCUCGAAGAGUGAGGCAGUGGCAGCUGGGAGCUAUUUGCCAUUUGGCUGGGGGCCGAGGAUUUGCAUUGGGCGAAACUUUGUUCUUGCGGAAGCCAAGGUGGUGUUGUCUACGCUGCUCGACAACUUUGAGUGGGAGAUUUCACCUAACUAUCGCCAUUCUCCUCGAGCUGGAGUGACGCUCUAUCCCCAGCAUGGCAUGCAAUUACUACUGCGGCAACUUCCUCAGAACUGAUUUGCUGGUCCGAUCCAAAGAAAAACUAACAACACUUCAAUGAUUUAUGAUUGUUUUGACAGAUUGUAUGUAUGGGUGGUGGUGCAUGUCAUAAUAGUUCAUAAAACACGCAGUCACAUAAAAUCAAGAGCAUCAAAGAAUUAGAACACCAAAUCAGAGCAUUCUAAUUUAAGAAUUCAACAAAGUAGCGUAA
Messenger RNA from Selaginella moellendorffii, 1845 nucleotides. Its product is annotated as cytokinin hydroxylase. The transcript is spliced from 5 exons. Bases 63 to 1652 code for a protein of 529 amino acids. Gene Ontology annotation, molecular function: oxidoreductase activity, acting on paired donors, with incorporation or reduction of molecular oxygen; heme binding; monooxygenase activity. NCBI's taxonomy places the organism in Eukaryota, Viridiplantae, Streptophyta, Lycopodiopsida, Selaginellales, Selaginellaceae. The record is from RefSeq and is a predicted model, not a curated record.